Molecule: messenger RNA, 1278 nt
Organism: Magallana angulata
Lineage: Eukaryota; Metazoa; Mollusca; Bivalvia; Ostreida; Ostreidae
Product: phosphatidate cytidylyltransferase, mitochondrial-like
Exons: 1
Coding region: 136-1209 (357 amino acids)
Biological process (GO): cardiolipin biosynthetic process; CDP-diacylglycerol biosynthetic process
Cellular component (GO): mitochondrion
Molecular function (GO): phosphatidate cytidylyltransferase activity
Source: RefSeq, a predicted model, not a curated record
UGAGUUUAGAAAAAAUGCUACAAUACCAAGAAGUGAUAUACUUCGUGUAGAAUAUCAAUUCAGGUUAGGCAAAAAGCAGUUUGAAAAUUUGAAAAAUUCUGAAGUUGAUUCUGUUGGUGUUUUUGAGCGAGAAAAAUGAAUUGGCGUCUUCUCUCCCGGCUUUCUGUUUACUCGACAAAAACACAGUUAAGGCAAUAUACAGCAACAGGCAAUCACCAGCUGAGUAAUUUGGAUAAUUAUGGGGCUAUACUGGAGCAGUUUCCUGAAGGAAUACAAAUGGCUUUUGCCUAUGGUUCAGGAGUUUUUAAACAGCAGGGUCAAAGUGACACACAAGUGAAGAAGAAUAUGAUUGAUUUAAUAUUCGUUGUUGAUGAUUCAUAUAAAUGGCAUCACAAAAAUAUCAAACAAAAUAAAAAACAUUACUCAUGUUUGAAAUACUUUGGAGCUAAACAGGUUGCAAAUGUUCAAGAGAAAUAUGGGGCAGCUGUGUAUUUCAAUACCAAGGUUCAGUGUGCUGGAAGAGAAAUCAAAUAUGGAGUCAUUAGCACCAAACAACUUAUAACAGACUUGUUGGACUGGAGUACUUUAUAUGUUAGUGGUAGGAUGCACAAACCAAUCAGAAUCCUCAUCCCACCGACAAAAACAGAGCUGUGCUCUGCUAUGCAAAUCAAUUUGGAGAAUGCUAUUCAUGCAGCUUUACUUUUGCUUCCGGAAACUUUCAGUGAAGAAGAACUUUAUGAGCAAAUUGCUGCUCUGUCAUAUGAUGGUGACUUUAGAAUGAAAUUUGGUGAAGACAAAAACAAAAUUACAAAUAUUGUCAAACCAAAUAUGGCUUACUUCAGAAAACUCUACGAACAAAUUUUAUUGAAAGAAGAACAUGUGAAAUGGAGCAUAAAACAGGGUGUCUUAGAACAGUAUCCAAACCAAGUGUCCCAGUUUCAUCAUUUAAACCUUCUCCCAAAGACUGUUCAGUCUAAUCUGUUAGCUUGCAUGCACAGGAGGCCAGGGAAAUACCCUGAUCUUGAGGAGAUCAUACGACAGCUGGCUUUUGAUAGUAAUUGUGCGGAUUAUGUCAGACAAAGUAUAGCUGAAAUAGUGAAAGAAUCUAGUCGGAGUCAAAGUAUAAAGGGCAUUUUUACUGCAGGAAUAGUAAAAUCUGUGCUCUAUAGUAGUAGGAAAGUCCAAAAAAUGAUGGAUAGUAAAAAGUGAAUUAUUUUGAUAUUUUUACAUUUUAUUGUAUGAAUAUUUUGAAUAUUGAAAUAAAACGAAAAAAUAAAA